Marmota monax (woodchuck) is the source of this 1921-nucleotide messenger RNA. RefSeq names its product leucine rich single-pass membrane protein 1 (gene Lsmem1). The transcript is spliced from 3 exons. The coding region runs from base 271 to 657 and encodes 128 amino acids. NCBI's taxonomy places the organism in Eukaryota, Metazoa, Chordata, Mammalia, Rodentia, Sciuridae. The record is from RefSeq and is a predicted model, not a curated record.
UAGGCAGAUAAGCAGGGCAUAAAUAGUUGUAUAAUUUUAGAAACUGGUACAUACAUUUGACCAUGAGCUUCCUGGCAAGAAAGCAAAAAGAAUUAGAAAGUUGUCCAUCAAAAGGUAUAUUUUCCUCUGGAUAAGCAAAGCCAGACCCUUACUUGAAAACAGCAUUUGUGGGUGGGUCUUUGCCUGUCUAGUUUCCUGAUGCCUCUGAUUCUUGUGGAGUUCCACAGCCCAGCCCCUUGUUUUUAAUGUCACGUUUUUUUUCCAGGGGCAAUGAAUCAUUCUUUCCAGGACACUGGAUCUCGUGACAUUCACGAAGAUGGAAAGCUUUAUGUCGUGGAUUCCAUUAAUGACUUAAACAAACUAAACCUCUAUCCUGCUGGAUCACAGCAUCUGUUCCCUCUUGAAGAGAAAAUCCCAGACUUUGGCACACGCUCAGGAAAUGGGAGGCGGAGUCUGUUCUUUAUGGGGCUGCUAAUUGCACUGAUCGUCAGCUUGGCACUGGUUUUCUUCGUGAUAUUUCUAAUAAUUCAAACUGGAAACAAGAUGGAUGAUGUGUCAAGAAGACUAAUAGCUGAUGGAAGAGACAUAGAUGACCUAAAGAAAAUCAACAACAUGAUCAUAAAGCGACUCGACCAACUGGACUUGGAGAAGAAUUAGAGAAAUGAUUUUCCAAGGGCAUCAGCUAACACGUGGAGCUCCUCACUUUCCUGGGGUGCACUGGGUCAAGGGCUGAGAAAGGGCAAUGGAUUAUCUGAUCAUUAAAACCAACCAGGGAUACGAGCAACUCCUAGGCAAGCUUUAGGACAGCAGCUAGAAAGGGAUGGUUAGGUCUCAGCCUUAUUUUCUGGUAGGGUGCUCCAGCUUUAAUGUGGUUAGGGUGGUUGGCUAGCAUGCAGGAGAAUCAACAGAAACCAGGAAUUCGGCUUUGUAUAUACAACUUAUCUUACUAGAGGAGUUUGGUGUAGAAUAGGUUCACUGUCGAUGAAAGUUUGACGCCACAUGCCUGUGCAGAUUCCUGUGAAAGCCUGAGAGAUUCAUUCAAUUACCUGAGCAGAAGGGAAGUAGGUGAUGGCUUUCUUCAGCAAAAGACAUUCUUCUGCUUAGGUCAUCAGGCUUUGACUAUUUCCCCAGGGUCAGUGAUGGGCAGGCUUCAGAGCUGAUUGCUGUCAGUGAUUGCUGGUGGAAACAUGGGUAGGAGUUAUGUGUGUAUGGUGGGGCCAGGAAUCAACAGAGAAAGCCUGAUUAAUAACUGGUGUUUACUGAGUUCCUUCUAUGUGUGAAUCAUGCUACUCUAGAGCAUGGGGACUAGGGAGAUGUAGUUUAUAUGGAAUUAGGUAAGAUACAUUUACUUUGUUUCUCAUGAAAAAAGAAGCCCUUCAGUACCCCUGCUCAUUAAUUUGGAGGAAAUCUGAUAAGUUUGUGGCCUUUGAUAAACUACAGUAGGUAGUUAUAAACUUGGAAUAUUUGGAAACUGUCUUCUUAUAGCAAAAUAAGGUACAUGGUAUCUGACAUAAAAGAGGGUGUGAAAUAAAUGAAUCUAAAAAGCAUAGGUCUUUUUAUUUAGUUUAGAUACAUGUACAAGUCAAUUGAAAAUUGUAUUGCAACUCUGUCAUUUUAAGUUGCUGAAUUUGUUUACCCAUUUUGCACUCAAAAACAUUUGUACUGUAUAUUCUUUUUCUUAAAAUUCACAGGUACCAUGCAGAACAUGGUCAAACCUAAAAUUUGUAUUUGUGGAACAACUCUUAUUGAGCUGUUGAUAGGGUGUGGCAAAAGUCACUUGUUAUCUGUUGUAUAGCUGUUUCAGGAAUCACUGGGGAUCUAAUACAAUGACUCUUAAAAAUAUUCAUUUCUUAGCCAGGCCCAGUGGCACAUGCCUGCAAUCCCAGCUGCUAAGGAGGCUGAAACAGAAGGAUUGUGAAUU